AUAGAAGGAACAAUUAGUGAAGAAGAAAUAUAUUAUCAAAAUCUAAUCAAUGAAAUGCCUAAAAGACCUAACAACUGGCGAUUGAAUAUGAAAACAUUUGCAGAACGACUUUCUUUUAUUUUUAAGAAAAAUUUAUAUUCUGAUAUUAAAUUUGAAAUAAACUAUGAAAAUGAAUCGAUUGUGGUUUUGAAUGGACACAAAUUCAUUUUUGCUUUAGUAAGUCCUGUUUUCUAUACGAUGUUUUACGGGCCUCUUCUGAUGGAUAGCAAAAUGGUCAUCAAAGAUGUUUCUCCAAGAGCAUUUCAGAACAUGCUAACGUACAUUUACACCAAUAAAGUUUCCAUGGAUAAUAUCAACGAUGCUAUUAAUAUCUAUUAUUCUUCGAAGAAAUACAUAUUUUAUAAAUUGGAAAAAGAAUGUGACGAAUUUAUUAGCAGCAAACUCGAUGACAAAAAUGUUUUUUACAUUUUUGAAUUUUCGAUUGCUAUGAAGUUGAAAAAAUUACAAGAAAAAUGCAAAGAAAUUAUGAACCAGAAUCCUGAAGUUUAUCUUAGAUCACAGCAGUUUUUGACCUUGAAUCUGGAAUCUAUAAUAAUAAUAAUACAUGAAUGGUUUUUAACAAGUAAUAUUUCUAAAGAGUUGCUCGCUAACAAAUUAGCAGAAUGGGCUGCAACUGAAUGUAACGUAACAGAAGUUCACGUUACAAUAGAGAAUUUAAAGAAUCUUCUGCAACCUGUUCUAGAUGGAAUUGACUCUGAAACUUUAGAAUGGGAUACUCCACCAAGAAUGAAAAACAUGAUGAGAGGAGUAUAA
Messenger RNA from Centruroides sculpturatus (bark scorpion), 813 nucleotides. RefSeq names its product BTB/POZ domain-containing protein 6-like. Bases 55 to 813 code for a protein of 252 amino acids. The record is from RefSeq and is a predicted model, not a curated record. Gene Ontology annotation, cellular component: cytosol; P-body. Gene Ontology annotation, molecular function: protein binding. The transcript has 4 exons. Gene Ontology annotation, biological process: neurogenesis. NCBI's taxonomy places the organism in Eukaryota, Metazoa, Arthropoda, Arachnida, Scorpiones, Buthidae.